Coffea eugenioides is the source of this 507-nucleotide messenger RNA. RefSeq names its product thiamine pyrophosphokinase 2-like. The record is from RefSeq and is a predicted model, not a curated record. NCBI's taxonomy places the organism in Eukaryota, Viridiplantae, Streptophyta, Magnoliopsida, Gentianales, Rubiaceae. The coding region runs from base 1 to 507 and encodes 168 amino acids. Gene Ontology annotation, biological process: thiamine diphosphate biosynthetic process; thiamine metabolic process. Gene Ontology annotation, molecular function: ATP binding; thiamine binding; thiamine diphosphokinase activity. The transcript has 4 exons.
AUGGUUGACCUGCAAAAUGCUCCGUGGGCUUUUAACCAAAUGCAGGGAACCAAAAUAGUAGAUGCAUCUCAUGAUCAGGACACCACGGAUUUACACAAGUGUGUUGUGUACAUCAGUGAUUUUUUCGACCUGCAAAUUUCAAAUUUAUGCAUUGUUGUUGUUGGGGCCCUCGGUGGGCAUGAGAUUGGAAACAUCAAUGUAUUAUAUCGCUUCUCAACCAUACGAAUAAUUCUUCUGAAUGAUGACUGCCUUAUCCAACUUCUUCCCAGAAGUCAUCAUCAUGAGAUCCACGUCAAGCCCUCUAUUCUGGGCCCACAUUGUGGACUAGUGCCUGUGGGUAUGCCAUCAACAAACAGAACAACAACAGGAGGCCUUCAGUGGGAUCUAAACAAUACGAAGAUGGAAUUUGGUGGCUUGAUCAGUACAUCAAAUAUUGCAAAAGGACAGAUUGUGACUGUGCACUCUGAUACCGAUCUCAUUUGGACAAUAUCCAUCAGAAAGACAUAA